Messenger RNA from Tilletiopsis washingtonensis, 1214 nucleotides. RefSeq names its product galactose-1-phosphate uridylyltransferase. NCBI's taxonomy places the organism in Eukaryota, Fungi, Basidiomycota, Exobasidiomycetes, Entylomatales. Gene Ontology annotation, molecular function: zinc ion binding; UDP-glucose:hexose-1-phosphate uridylyltransferase activity. Gene Ontology annotation, biological process: beta-D-galactose catabolic process via UDP-galactose, Leloir pathway. The transcript is spliced from 4 exons. The record is from RefSeq and is a predicted model, not a curated record. Gene Ontology annotation, cellular component: cytoplasm. Bases 26 to 1189 code for a protein of 387 amino acids.
CCACCACCACCGCCUCGUCGUCGCCAUGGCCGCACCCUUCGACCCCAGCGCGCACCCGCACCGCCGUUGGAACCCGCUCACCAACAGCCACGUGCUCUGCUCGCCACACCGGACGCAGCGCCCGUGGCAGGGCGCGCAGGAGAAGGGCGACGGCCCGCAGCUGCCCGCGUUCGACGACAAGUGCUACCUCUGCCCGGGCAACGAGCGUGCCACGGGCGGGCGCAACGACCAGUACGACGGCACCUUUGUGUUCGAGAACGACUAUGCGGCGCUGAAGCCCGAGGCCGUCGAGGGCGACGAAGCAUCGAGCCACCCGCUGCUGCGCUCGACGCCGGCACGCGGCCGCUGCUACGUGCUCUGCUUCCAUCCCAAGCACAACCUCACCAUCGCGCAGCUCACCACGGCGCCCUACUCGGCGCGCAGCUCCAUUCUGCCCAUCGUGCAUGCCUGGCGCCGUCUCUACCUCUCCAUCCCGCAGGAGAACCCAUUCGUCUCGUACGUGCAGAUCUUCGAGAACAAGGGCUCGGCCAUGGGCUGCUCCAACCCGCACCCGCACGGCCAGAUCUGGUCGCUCGACUACGUGCCCGAGGAGCCGCGCACCGAGCUGCUCAACAUGCAGGCCUACGCCCUCGACGCCCGCAAUGCCGCACCCGACGUGCUGCGCGGCGCACCGCUCGACGAGCAGGGCCGCGCCUCGCUGCUGCUCACCUACGCCCACCUCGAGCUCAACACGCCCGGCACGCCGCGCGUUGUCGCGCAGAACGCGCACUUUGUCACCGUCGUGCCGUACUGGGCGCUCUGGCCGUUCGAGACGAUGCUGCUACCCUACAAGCGUCACAUCUCAUCGCUCGAGGACAUGACGGACGAGGAGCAGUUGGCACUUGCGGAGCUGCUCGGCGAGACGGCGUGCCGGCUCGACAACAUCUUCGGCUGCUCGUUCCCAUACUCGAUGGGCAUCCACCAGCGCCCCGCACCGCGAGGGCACAAGGGUGCCGACGCCGAGCUCGGCGACUUUGCGCACUUCCACAUUCACUUCUACCCGCCGCUCCUGCGCUCUGCCACCGUGCGCAAGUUCCUCGUCGGAUUCGAGAUGCUCGGAGAGCCGCAGCGCGACCUCACCGCCGAGCAGGCAGCGGCGCGCAUCCGCGAUUGCGACACCACGCACUACCUCGCAAAGUCCAAUGCCUAGCCUCUAAUGUCACACAGUGAGCGGA